UUUUUUUAAUUUAUUUUUUUUUGACCUCUUUGUCGUCGAAGCCCAGUCUCUUUCCUGGUCAUGAGUCACGGGCAACAUGGUGCUUAUAGUGGUGCUCACAAUGACCUCUGACAAAAGGCCUUGAAUGUGUCUCUGCAGGUUUGAGGAAGAGCUGCAGAAGAAGAUGGACACAGAGAAUGACUUUGUGAUCAACAAGAAGGAAGUGGAUGAGGGCUACCUACAGAGAGUGGAACUGGAACUGGUGCUCGAGGAGCUGAUGAAUGAACUAGAGUUCCUGAAACAGGCUUACCAAGAGGAAAUCAGAGAGCUGGAAUCAAUGAUCGUCAAAGAGAAGAUCAUGCUGAAGGCCAGCAGCGUUCCUGAUCUGGACUUGGAUGAGAUAGUGGCAGCAGUGAAGAAACAGUACGAAGACAUGGCGGCCCGCAGUCGAGAGGAGGUGGAGCAGUGGAACCAGAAGAAGAUGGAUGUUAUGGCUCUGAAGGCUGGGAAGUUUGAGGAUGACCUACGCGAUAGCAAGAAGGAGAUGUCUGACCUCGUGAGGCAGAUCCAGCGGCUGAAACAUGAGCUGGAAGCCCAGAAGAAGAAGAAAGAGAACAUGGAGCUGGAGAUCAGCCAGACUGAGGAGAAGGCCCAGGGCGCUGUAGAUGACGCGCGGAACCACAUCGACCAGCUGCAGGAGGCGAUGCGCAAGGCCAAGCAGGUCAUGGCACGCCAGGUGCGCGAGUACCAGGAGCUCAUGAACCUCAAGCUGGCACUGGACAUCGAGAUCGCCACCUACAGGAAGCUCCUGGAAGGAGAGGAGAUGAGGAUGGAUGGACGUGAGCGUGACCAGAUGGAUUUCUAAAAACAAACCCAAACAUACCCCAACCCAUCCUUGCUCAUGUAGACGCCCAGAUCCCAGACAGCCUCCCUCUGGAAAAGGGCAACUCACAGCAGUCUCCGCCCGCCUACACGCCCAAACCCAAGAAAGGCCUGCUCAUCAAAAUCGAAGUGAAGGACGGCAUAGUGAUAUCCGAAAGCUCUCACUUUGCUGACUCAUAACCCACCCCUCCUGUGUCGAGGAGAAACCGCAUUAGAGGGUUGCUGCGUUUACAGUGUUUGUGUGUGUGGCUCUCCUGAAAUUAAUUAUCAUUAAUCAUUCUCCUCUGUUCAUUGAAAAUGUCCCAUGACCUGUUUUCUUUUAGUCAUGCCGCCGACCAUAUCUGUAAAGAUGUCUGUUUGAACUGUCUUUGUGCAAUCUGAACAAUACAUUUUAAACUGAUCUAAAACCUGAAGUCUAAUGUCACUGCUGGCUUUUGUCUGUUUCAUUCAUAAAUAUUCUUGAGAUAUACAAGUA
Molecule: messenger RNA, 1336 nt
Organism: Clupea harengus (Atlantic herring)
Lineage: Eukaryota; Metazoa; Chordata; Actinopteri; Clupeiformes; Clupeidae
Product: intermediate filament protein ON3-like
Cellular component (GO): keratin filament
Source: RefSeq, a predicted model, not a curated record